CUUUUUCUGUUGCCGGAUAAUCUGAUCAUAUUCUGAUAUGAUUGUAAUUAAAUUAACAUUAAAGCGGAGUUGCUGACAAGAAAGCUCAAGAUUGAGUUCUAAAUCUUGACUCUCCAUUCCCCUUAAUAGUAAUUACCUCAAAGCUUGUUUUUUUUUUUUGCUUCUGUUUUUGUUCUCUCUUUUCUUGGAAUGUGGGGAUAUAGAGAUGGAAUUGGAAUGAGGAGAGAAGCAAAAGCUGCUGGAUAUUGGUGGAUGACAUUUCUUUGUUUUCUGGGCUGUUCAACAAGCAUGCUAGCUCCUAAUGGUAUGAACUAUGAAGUGCAAGCUUUGAUUGGAAUAAAAGCUGCUUUAAAGGAUCCUAAUGGAAUACUUGAUAAGUGGGAUGGUACUGCUGUUGAUCCUUGUAGUUGGAAUAUGGUCACUUGCUCAGAUGAAGGUUUGGUUAUUGGCCUGGGAAUUCCCAGCCUGGACUUGUCUGGUAAUCUUUCUCCAACCAUUGGAAAUUUGACAAACAUUAAAUUCCUAGAGUUGAGAAACAACAACAUAACAGGAGCAAUACCAGUGGAGAUUGGCCAACUCUCAAAUCUUAACACACUUGACCUUUCCAAUAAUACUUUCACAGGUCAAAUCCCUGCUUUGGCACGGUUGACCAACCUGAAUUACUUAAGGCUCAAUAACAACAAUUUAUCAGGAAAAAUUCCAACUUGGUUGACUAACAUGACUCAACUUUCCUUUUUGGAUUUAUCAAACAAUAACUUGAGUGGGCCUGUACCAACAUUCUCUGCCAAGACAUUCAACAUUCUUGGAAAUCCUCUGAUAUGCGUCACGGGGGCUGAAUCAUACUGCCAUCGCACAAGGAACAAUUCUGGAACUGCUCGGCCGUUAAGGAAAAAGAAAAACCACAAACAUGCCAUCGUCAUUUGCUCUAUCAUUGGGUGCAUAUGUUCACUCUUACUAGGAAUUGGGAUGUUCCUCAGGUCAAGGAGACGUAAAGAACAAGAAACGCUUUUUUAUGCAAACGGGGAUGUUGAAGAAAUAAGUUCAUCACUUGAGAACUUAAGAAGAUUCCAAUGGAAGGAGCUUCAGUUUGCAACAAACAACUUCAGCAGCAAAAACAUUUUAGGAAAAGGCGGUUAUGGAAUUGUUUACAAAGGUAAUCUAAGGGACGGGACCGUCGUGGCGGUGAAGAGGCUGAAUGAUGGGAAUGCUUCUGGAGGUGAGAAACAGUUGCAGACAGAGAUAAAGACAAUAAGCUUGGCCGUCCACAGGAAUCUUCUUAGGUUGUUAGGGUUCUGUAUGACCCCAACAGAAAAGCUCUUGGUUUACCCUUAUAUGUCCAAUGGCAGUGUUGCUUCACGUCUCAGAGUGAAGCCAGUGCUGGAGUGGGACAGAAGGAAGCAAAUUGCAAUAGGAGCAGCCAGGGGGCUGUUAUAUCUCCAUGAGCAGUGUGAUCCAAAGAUAAUUCACAGGGAUGUAAAGGCAGCAAAUAUACUACUGGAUGAGUACUAUGAGGCAGUUGUGGGGGAUUUCGGGCUGGCAAAACUGCUGGAUCGUGAGGCAUCACAUGUCACCACCGCCGUACGAGGGACUGUGGGGCAUAUAGCCCCAGAGUAUCUCUCUACCGGGCAAUCCUCUGAGAAGACAGAUGUCUUUGGAUUUGGGAUCCUGCUACUUGAACUCAUCACUGGCCUUAAAGCUUUCGAGUUCGGCAAAGUCACUAAUAACAAUGAUGUCAUGCUUGACUGGGUGAAGACAGUUUACCAAGAGAAGAGACUGAACGAACUCGUUGAUAAAGAGUUGGAAAACAAAUACGAUGAGAUGGAGGUAGGCGAGAUGGUUCAAGUUGCUUUGCUAUGCACCCAAUACGCUGCCGGACGAAGGCCAAAGAUGUGUGAGGUGGUUCGAAUGCUGGAAGGUGAUGGGCAUUCAGAGUGGUCUGAAGCAUCCCAUAAAAUAGAACCAAUCACUAGCAACAGUAACAGCAGUAGAUCUAGAGCACAAACAAUGUCUUCAUCAGAACGAUUUUCGGGUCAAGUUGUUGACUCACACUCACUUGCACUACCCAUGGAGCUCUCUGGUCCCAGGUAGUACAUAGAGUUCAAUGGUAAUGGUUAUAACAUACAAGUACAUAACACAAAAUUGAGAAUUAUACAAUUAGGGCCUUAUGUUGGUCUAUCACGAUAUUCAACUUCAUACUAUAAUAUACAACCGAUUGUACCAUGGGCAUGGUGCAUCAGGUGCCAGUUUUGAAAAUAUAUACUUACAUCCUUAGAGGUAAUGUUUGUCUUUCAGGUUUAGAUUUUUUGUUUCAUUUUCAAUCCUCCUCCCGUCCUAUUUCUCAUGCAAGCCUCCAACUAGAGAAUCCAUUAAAUUAAGAGCCCCCCUAAAUAUAAAAACCCUAAAGUAGAGAUGAUGCCGCUCCGCGGAUCAUUGAAAAUCAAUCUCGAUCAAUUGGUGACUACACAGAGAAGUUCUUCCUCUAUUGAGUUUGUAAGUAAAAGUUCAGUGAAACUUUGUUGAAUAAUUUUCAAUUUUUACAUUAAUUAAAGUGGCAGAACUCUUCAAAAGUGACACUUUUGAAGCUAUACAACGUCUUGUUUGUGGUUCUUUUGAUGUAUAGACAUUGCACCAGUAUUAUUUUGAUAUGGUUACUUUUAUUGGAUAUACAGUGAACCUAUUCAUAACA
This is a messenger RNA of Cuscuta epithymum, 2686 nucleotides long. Lineage: Eukaryota; Viridiplantae; Streptophyta; Magnoliopsida; Solanales; Convolvulaceae. The record is from the annotation of a GenBank genome assembly.